AUGCGAUUCAAUACUUCCAUUACGUCUUUCCACCUCCUCCUUUUCCUCUUCUUCUUUUUCCUCCUCCUCCCAGACACAGUCUUCGCCAUCCUGGACUGUGCCAACAAUACCAUCCCCUCGCCAACCGUCUUUGGCGCCCAGAUCCUCAGCAUCACGGCGUACCCCAUUGACGAUUGGCAGGACAUCCCCGGCAACGACAUCUGCUACGUUACCAUCAGCCUCACGCACCCUGGGGCGGGGGACCUCGUGAACAAUUUCUUCGCUCUUCCUAUCUCCACGCCGUGGAACCGCGUGUUCCAGGGCAUCGGUGGUGGCGGCUACGCGGCGGGGACGUUGACGGCUGGUGCAAGCCAGACGGCCAUAGGGUACAGCAUCGGUGCGACGGACGCAGGCUUGCCAACGUCUGAUCCAAAUUCCAGCCAGGACGCCUCAGGGUGGGCUCUUGUCUCGCCCGGCAACGCUGACCAAGUCCUCCUGCUCAACUUUGCGCGGCGCUCGGUGCACGACCUGGCCGGGCUGGGCAGGGCGCUCAGCACAAGCUUCUAUGGCGGCGGCAACGGUAGCAGCAGCAGCAGCAGCGAGAGGGGACCUGACCGCGCCUACUGGAACGGCUGUAGCACAGGCGGGCGGCAGGGUCUGGCCGCGGCGCAGUACUACCCUGCUGACUGGGACGGCGUGCUGGCCGACGCGCCGGCAAUCCAAUGGAACGAUUUCACCAUGGCACAGCAGUGGCCGUACACCGUGCAGAACAACGAAGGAUACGUGCCACAGCCGUGCGAGCUCGCGUUUGUGGCGGCGCAGGUGGUCGAGGCGUGCGAUGCGCUUGAUGGGCUGGUCGAUGGUAUUGUGUCUGCACCGUCAUUGUGCACAUUCACCGCGCAGGGGCUCGUGGGGCAACGCUAUACCUGCGCGUCCGUCAACGGCAGUUCGAGUGGAAUGUUCAGCCAGAGGGCUGCGGACGUGGUGGACAAGAUCUUGGACGGGCCAAGGACACCCGAGGGCGAGGUGCUUUGGUAUGGGCUCGUCAAGGGAGCCAAUUUCUCCAACACGGCGCCAAACAUCGAGGGCAAUGAAACAGCGCAGUCAUUUACUGUAGCCGAUUCCUGGAUUCGUGGCUUCAUAGCUAAAGACCUGGGUUUUGACACGGCCAAUGUCUCGUACGCUGAGUUCGCGGACAUCUUUCUUCAGGGACACCUCCAGUAUGACUCGAUCAUGGGCAGCGCCUCCCCUGACCUCGCCCCCUUCAAGCGCCAUGGCGGCAAGAUCAUCACCUGGCAGGGGCUGGCUGACGGCACGAUUAAUCCUCAGGGCACUAUGUUUUACUACCAGAAGAUACUCGCCAUCGAUCCGUCCGCUGCCAAUUUCUAUCGGCAGUUCUAUUCCCCCGGCGUGGGCCACUGCGGCUCGGGUACGGGCGUCAUCCCAACGGAUGCGAUCGGCCAGCUCCGUGCAUGGGUUGAGAACGGUACGGCCCCAGAUGUCCUGCACGCGGCGAGUACGUACCCUGUGAAUGCAUUUCUCGACUUGUGUCCGUGGCCGUCUGUCAAUAGGUACAAAGGCAGCGGUGAUCCGGCGGAGGCAGCUUCGUGGGAGUGUGCCAGUGGUACGGGUUGGGUAGAGUUUUCGGGUCUGCAUCCGGAAAAUUAUAGUGUGGUUGGAGGGCCAGGGUGGUAUGGCUCAUCUUUUUCUGCUGUUGAAAUAUGA
Molecule: messenger RNA, 1704 nt
Organism: Cryphonectria parasitica EP155
Lineage: Eukaryota; Fungi; Ascomycota; Sordariomycetes; Diaporthales; Cryphonectriaceae
Product: tannase and feruloyl esterase
Exons: 3
Coding region: 1-1704 (567 amino acids)
Source: RefSeq, a predicted model, not a curated record